CUUUUCUUUUACUUCAAAAUUUCACGUCACUCAAACAUUCCAAAAUUAUUUUAAAUUUUUUAUUUUUAAUUAAAAAUGUCAAAAGGAUCUGGACCUUUAUCAAAGUUGUACAAUGUGAUCAUUAGCUCUGUAGAUGUUUUGGUUCCACAAUCGAUGCAACCGUUUUGGACUUCCCCAGCUGGUCCACGAACCGUAUUCUUUUGGGCGCCGCUCUUCAAAUGGAGCCUGGUGGUAGCCGGUCUUGGCGACACUUUGAGUCGUCCUGCCCAGAACAUCUCGCUCAACCAAUGCAUGUCCCUGGCAGCCACUGGCUUAAUUUGGUCCCGCUACUCGAUGGUGAUAACCCCAAAAAAUUACAACUUGCUGUCCGUCAACAUUGCGGUCUUUAUCAUUCAGAGCUUUCUGAUUGCCAAGCACCUAAAGUGGCGUAGCGACACUACCCGGAAAGCGGUCUACGAUCAUUCUCAUUUUUCAUUCCAUUCGGAGGACGAAUGGUAACGAGUGGCAGGAUCUUCUUAAGAGACAAUUUCCAAGUGAACUUUUAGCACUAUCGACUUUGAUUGCUUACUUGUCGGCCUUGAUAAGGUCAGAUUUAUUUUAAAAACAUCCCUGAAUAAACAAACCAUUACUAGUUUUCGGUCA
Messenger RNA from Drosophila serrata, 642 nucleotides. RefSeq names its product mitochondrial pyruvate carrier 2-like. The record is from RefSeq and is a predicted model, not a curated record. Gene Ontology annotation, cellular component: mitochondrial inner membrane. NCBI's taxonomy places the organism in Eukaryota, Metazoa, Arthropoda, Insecta, Diptera, Drosophilidae. Gene Ontology annotation, biological process: pyruvate import into mitochondria.